Molecule: messenger RNA, 10884 nt
Organism: Sabethes cyaneus
Lineage: Eukaryota; Metazoa; Arthropoda; Insecta; Diptera; Culicidae
Gene: yata
Product: N-terminal kinase-like protein
Exons: 11
Coding region: 212-2809 (865 amino acids)
Biological process (GO): protein phosphorylation
Molecular function (GO): ATP binding; protein kinase activity
Source: RefSeq, a predicted model, not a curated record
CAAAAUUUAAUUUAAUCUCCCUUUUAAUCUGCAAAAAAAGUAUAAAGAAAAAUUUAGAACGAAAAUUUGUGAUUGUUAACAUUUUGCAUCAGCGAGAAAACAAAAACGGAAAGUCCUUUAUCUGUUUCAUCUAAAUCGGUCAAAGUUUUUGCAUACGAUAGCGCAUUAGCAAAAAAAUUUGCUUGGAAGCCCGCUGAUUCAGUGUAGCAAGAUGUGGUCAUUCUUUUCAAGAGACUCCACUAAGGAUUUUCCUUACGAAAUAGGAGAGCCUGUGCAGCAGUUUGACUCACGUAGCAUCUGGUCGCUGCAUCGUGGAAAACGGAAAGGAGCUAGUAAUGACGAAGUGUCUGUGUUUGUGUAUGAUAUCAAAAACGGAACGGAUGUUAAGUUGGAGCUGGCCAAGGCAGCAGUGAAAAGAUUAAAAACACUGCGCCAUCCCAGUAUUCUGCAGUUUCUUGACAGUCUCGAAACUGACAAAGUGCUAUACGUGGCUACCGAACAAGUGGAACCACUGGGAACGUACUUUGACAAAUUAGCUGGAGAGGGCCCUCAGAAAGAAUUAUCCUUAGCUUGGGGCAUCUUUCAAAUAACGCGAGCAUUAUCGUUUCUCAACAAUGACGGAAAUCUACGUCACAAUAAUGUGUCUGCCUGGUCGGUGUUCGUGAAUGGCAGCGGAGAAUGGAAACUUGGCGGAUUGGAGUACGUUUCUUCCACAGAUCUCUCAGCGGCACCACCCAUCAAAAUACCACCGGCGCUGGAAAUUUACGACCCGCCAGAGAAAAACGACACAAACAAGCUGAAAACUGCAACCAAAUGUUCCACCGAUAUGUGGGGCCUCGGUUGUCUGGUAUGGGAAUCGUUCAACGGUCCUUUGAAAACGCGCGCCAAUCUAAAAGAGCUGACUUCCAUUCCAAAAUCGUUAACACCACUGUAUUGUGAGCUAGUUGGCGCUUCCCCGGCAAACCGACCCAAUCCUGCAGAUGUGAUAACAAAAUGCCGCAAGCCUGGCGGAUUUUUCAAAAAUGAUUUAGUCGAUACAUUGCUCUUCCUAGAAGAGAUCCAGAUAAAGGACAAGACGGAAAAGAACCGAUUCUUCAGCGGAUUAACGCCUCAAUUGGAUAUUUUUCCCGACAAUGUGUGCAAGAAUAAAAUUCUGCCACAACUCAUUACGGCCUAUGAAUAUGGUGAUGCAGGUUCGGCGGUACUUGCACCUAUGUUCAAGCUUGGAAGGCUGCUUGACGAAACGGAAUAUCAAAAACGAAUAGUGCCAUGCGUUGUUAAACUUUUUGCUUCGACUGAUCGGGUUACGCGGUCUCGAUUACUUCAACAGCUAGAACUGUUUAUCAAUCACCUUCAGACGGGGGUAGUUAACGAUCAAAUAUUUCCCCAAAUUGCUCACGGGUUUCUGGACACUAACCCAACGAUACGGGAACAAACCGUGAAGUCAAUCAUACACUUAGCACCCAAACUGAACUAUAACAAUUUAAACGUUGAAGUCCUGCGGCAUUUUGCACGAUUGCAAUCUCGUGACGAUCAGGGAGGAAUCCGUACUAAUACAACAGUUUGUUUGGGAAAAAUUGCACCACAUCUUCAUCCUCAAGUUCGACAACGCGUUCUAGUGUCUGCAUUUAUACGAGCCAUGCGGGAUCCGUUUCCUCCAGCAAGAGUUGCCGGGAUCCUAGCAUUGGCUGCCACUCAGCAGUAUUUCCUACUAGCUGAGGUCGCAAAUCGUAUACUGCCAGCCCUCUGUCCGUUGACAGCUGACCCCGAGAAAACAGUACGAGAUCCUGCAUUUAAAACGAUACGUGGCUUCCUGGGCAAAUUAGAGAAAGUCAGCGAAGAUCCAAGUUUGCGAGAAAGCAUGGAGGCCGAUGUUCACACGGCAACGCCGUCGCUGGGUAAUGCGGCAGCCACAUGGGCUGGAUGGGCCGUAACCGCGGUAACAGCCAAAUUUUAUCGUAGUCAAAGCGAUACAGCACGCCCCCGACCCCCAUUAACCGGUAAAAAUUUGAGUAAACCUGCUUCGCUGGAGCAACCUUCGAGUAGUAGUAUCUCAACGACAACUAGUAGUGUUACGUCCAUGACUUCGUUGGAGCAUGAGAGCGCAGACACUUCGGCAUCAGCCAGUGACUACGGGCCAGACAAUUGGGAACAAGAAAAUUGGGGUGAAAUGGACACUUCGCAAGACCCUAGCAGCCCGAUGGCCGGCACAUCGAAUCCUCUGACCGCAAGUCUUAAUAUGGUCGGUUCCAUGCAUGAGACCAGGGACGGAUGGGAUAACGAAGAUUGGGGUAGCCUAGAAGAAGAACCGAAUGAAGAUCUAGAUGAAAACGACGAAGACGAAUUGAAUCGAACGCAACAGAAGCAAUCGCAGCAACACAAUCAAUCGUCACCGGCGACCGCAUCGUCAACGAAUUCGAGCAACACAGCUUCCACGUCUACUUCAGUUCCCACAGCUAAUAUCAACAAUGCCAAUAACAAUCUACCCAACCACCACAACACCAGCAGUCCAAGCAAAAUGCUUGCACUUAAAAAUAUGACUAAUAUUAUCAACAACACGACCAACAAUUCCAAUCUGAAUUGGAAUAAUGCGAGUGGAGACGGCUGGACUGAUGGGGACUUCGAACCGAUCGACGAACCCAGCACAGGAAAUCCUAAGCUGGACGAAGCUCGACGAAAGCGCGAGGAGAAGAAAAUGCAACGCCAACGUGAACUUGAGGCGCGACGUGCAGCCAGGACCGCUGCUGGUGCCGGCAAUUCAAGCGGUGGACCGAUGAAGCUGGGUGCUAAAAAGAUUCAGCUUGACUGAGUAAACGAAGCUGGUGGUGACGAAGAACAGGUACAUGAAGAAUAAGCGCGUGAGAUACAAGUUUCUUGCUCCAGAAAUGGUAAUAGCAUUUGUUACGAAUAUAAACUGUUGUGAAAAAUUUUGUCUGGCAAUUAAGAGCUGGUCGUUCCGAUCAUUCUGCGAUGAUUGUGCGAAUCCAUUAAUUGACUAACUCGAAAUCAAUCCGCCUUUUGGAAGCAACUUGAAAUUCUUUUUUACAAUGGACGUUCCGCACGCACACAGAAUGGGCAGGUACGUCGUACGGAAGUAUAACAGGGUUUGUACAGAGUGUCGCUAAAGUUGUAUUCACUCCCAUCGGAGGGCAUUGUCAUCACCUUAUAAUUAGCUUUAAAUAGAGAAUUAAACAAAUUUAGAAAGUUAUUCAUAAUCAACGGUAAAGUAAAAUGCCAAUAUCAGCCGUGGGUGCAAUAUGGAAGACAUUUGUAUGUAACACAUGUUCGUUAAUUAAUAGUACGUUGCGGUCAACUGAAUAUCACGUUGUCUGUUUCAAGUAUUACAAGUGGUAGAUAAUCAAAAUCAAUUUAAUUUUUUGAAUGUAGUACCUGAUAAGAUCAAAACACAUUAAUUUACAUUUCAGUUUAUUGAGGAAUUUAGCGUUUAAAAAAGGCUGGUCGUUUCAUGUUCGAAUCUCUUCCGGAAAAAAGACUGUUAGCGUCAGUAUAAUCGUAGCCAUUAAGUCCACGAGUGUGCUGUACAAUAGCUGUGGGUGUGAUUUGUUGAAUAAAAAGAGUUCAAAUCCCGAAAGUGGAACGCAGUAAAAAUGGCGUAAAGUUUUCAUACAAUCUAGUAAUAUAUCAGAGAUCGUCUAUGCAGCGUGUAUGCAAAGUAUUAAUGUUUUUUUUAUUAAAGAAAGCAUUUAUAACCGUGACAAGAUAUAUUUUUAAAUGACGUGACAGUUUUCCAAUCAAAUUGAACGUAUUAAUUAGCGAACAAGUGAUGCAUUCAAUGUCCCGAGAAAGAAAAUGAAUAAACAUUAUUGGUAAAAAGAGAAUCUACAAAAAAAUUUAAACUCUGUCGACAGAGUCACAUCAGUCUGUGCGAUUUUGAAUUUAAACGAUUAUGGUCGUAAAGUUUAGAAUGCAAGAAAGACGAUAGAAAAAUCCUCUAGAUAGGUCAAAAUCUUAAUUACCAAUAGCUAGUGAGAAAAACUUAUUAAAAUCAGCUGCACCUUAAUAGAUUUUAAAUCACCUUUACACACCCGUACUAGUCUGUCAAAGAGAAAAAUGAAGAAAGAUUUAGGAAACUAGUGCGAACAUUGGAGAACAGAGCUCUGGCGUUAGUUUAUCACAAACUUGAACUUAUCUGUAGAAAGCGUUUUCUACUUCUACAAUCCAUUUCUGCUUCCAGAAUUUAUUGCUGUUCAUGUCGAAGUUCAGAGAGCUUAUACUUAUGCUGGUGCAAUUCGUAAUUACAUGCAAGUUUUCGCCAAUUCAAUCGCUCAACAAUUAUGUGGGUUGUCCGACUUUCUCAAGAAAACUAAACACCAGAAAAUAAAAUAUUGAAGGAUAUUCCCCAGACAGAAUCAUUCUCCAGAAAACCAAUGCCCAGAAAAUACUAAAUUUCAGAGAACCAAUUCCCAGAAAGUAUCAAAUUCCAGAAAACCGAUUCCCAGAAAGCCGAAAAUGCCAAUUUUAACACCCCCCUCCCCCUCCGUGGACAAGCGUGGACAUCGACUCAACCCCCACCCCCCUCCAUUGUUUGUCCACGUGGACAUUUUUUUUCUUAUGUGAAAUUCUAUGCUCAAUUCUGUUUUCAUUUGCGUUAUUCUGUAAUUUAAAAAAAUUAAGAAAAAAGCGUGCUAAACUAGGCAUGUUAACUAGAUCUAGUUCUUCUAUCCAUGCUAAUCUUGUCCACUGCAAAAAAAUGAUGGACUACAGGAAAGCCUGUUUCAGCUUGACCUUUGCUUGAAGAUUCAUCUGCUUCAACCCCUGUCCAACCAGAGUACCCUGGCUUGGUCACUGACUUUAGUACAUCACAAGACCUCUCCGUUGUGGUUCAAGAAAUUUUAAGAAGUUAUUUUUCAAAUAAGCUGUCAAUGCAUUUUCUUUUUCGUGGCGAGGUGUAUUUGAUUGUAAGGCAAAGUACAAUACACGUCGUGACCUAAUUUCAAUUAAUUCAAAAGGCACAAAUUGAAAUUCUAUUUAUUGCAAAAAAUGUCGCUUGUCCACGUGGACAUUUUCUAUACCCCCUCCCCCCCUUCCGUGGACAAGCGUGGACAUUCACAUACCCCCUACCCCCCUCUAAGCUGUCCACGUGGUAUAUGGAUGGCCCCAAAGUACUACUUGCCAGAAAGCUAUUGGCAAGAAAGAACCAAUAUCUAUAAAAAUAUUUAACGAGCAACCCAAAGUUAAAAAUAAGUGGAGCGUUUAUUUAUUUAAAAGAAUUAACUUAGGAAAUCAGGAAACAAAACCAAAUUAUUCAGAAAAGUAUUAUGCAAUAGCCCAACAUGCGGUAUGAUCCGAGAAAGUUUUUUUCUUUUAUAUUGGAAACCAUCAUUACUAAGAAGGUUAAAGUCGUUCACCUUGCUCCCGAUUGCUCGGAUCGCAUAUAUUAAAUAAAAAUUGAAAUAUUCUCUAAUUAAGAACUAAAUGUAUACAUAUUUUGCGUUAAUUAAGACAAAAAUUCAUCGGAAGUUGGAAAGUUUUAACUGAAAUGCGUGGUGCGCAGAAUUAGGCGCGCUUACGGUAACUGUUAUUUCGCGGAUUUCGUCUCCAGUAAUAUAUAAUUGUUUCUGAAAAAUAGCAUUCUGGCAAUAAGUUCCUUCUGGAGAAUAGUAUUCUGGAAAUUAGUACUUUCUGGGUAUUAAUUUUCUGGGGAUUAAUGCUUUCUGGUCAAUGGUUUCCUGGUUAUUGGUGCUUUCUGGGGGUUGGUUUUCUAGGAAAAAAGCUUCGGUGUUUUAUUUUCUGGGAAAUAGUUUUCGGGGAAUUGUUAUACAAUCAUUAUGUGACAUCAAAUUAUUAAUUGUGCACUCGAAGGUCUGAAAAUGUUUUUUGACGUGUUGUUGUAUUACUUUUUUUACCAGAAAAUUAUCUUUAAAAUCAAAAGUUUUGUGUAUAAAAGUGAAAAACGGGACCUAAGCUAAGCUGCUUUUACUUUUAACAUUGAUGGUUCGGUAACCAAAUAAAAAAUUGAUCAUAAAUAUUUUGCUGAGAAUCAAGAGCUGCGAAAAACAAUGGCAGCUGUAGGAUGGCGCCCGGCAUCGGAUCGAUCGGCAUCGGAAUUUGCUGUCAGUGGGAUCGUUUUACCAGAGCAGCAAUUUUCUCUUUAAAGAAAUGUGGCGUUAUAGAUUUGGGUUCCCUAAGUUCUAGAGAAGUGUGCUCUCGCAAAGUAACUAUUAUAAUUCCUAAAAAAAUUUCAACAAUUCUUGAACAGAAUUGCUUGCGAAAGGAAGAAAGAAGGUUUGAAUCAAAUACAAAAUAGUCCAUAUUUUUUACGUUAAUGGGACACACAUUCUGUCGGGAAGCUGAUUACUUUCCAUCAAUAGGAUUGUGCCUUUGAUAUACUAGGAAUUUGUGAAUUUGCGAUUGCGUCUUGAUUUAAACUUCGGAUGUCUUUCCGCAAGAUGUCAUCCAGAUUGUAAAUUCAGGUCAGCGUCGCGAAAGAGUGAAAGAUUUUCUUGGGCUAGAUAGUCAAAAUUUAGCUUUAAAAGCCACCAUAAUAACAUGAUGGCGAAUCCGUUUUUCAAUAUUGGUUGGUACUACCCCAAUAAGGUAACAAAAUAAUUAAUUAUAUACAAAGUUUGACAGAUCGACUCGUGCAUUUUGUCGUUUGAAAUUAUCAUUUUCGUGUUAACCGGGAUAGGUUUUUCAUGAACGACCUUGAUUGCAGUAAACACGUUAUCCGAGUGAAGCAAUUAGUGCGCGCAGCUUUAUUCAGUUUUUUGCGUUUUUUAUAUCAUUUUUUUUAAUUAUUCCGGGGUGUUAGAUUACAUUACUGAAGCUCAGCAUAAAACUAAGUUUGAUCCGUAUCUAGAAAUCAACAUCGACGGUUUUGUCUUUCACUGCUUACUCUGGAUUCCUCCAAGGCGGCUAUCUCGGACCUUUGGUCUUCAUCAUCUACUUCAAUCAUGUCCCCCCUCUGUGGAAUGAUGCUUUUACUUACCGUCAGCAUCUCAAAGUGCUUCGCCAUCUCCUUUCAUCGUAAAAAUAAGCCCAUAGCUUUUAGCUACAACAUGGUAGGACAUUUGUUACAACGCAUCUAUCACAUUCGUGAUCUUGGUGUUGUCCUGGAUAGCGCACUAACCUUCCGUAUACACUACAACGGCAUUAUCUCCAGAGCCAAUAAGCAACUUGGAUUUAUUUUUAAAAUCGCCAAGGAGUUCCGUGACCCGUACUGUUUUCGACCUUUGUACUAUGCACUUGUAAGGUCUGUUUUGGAAUUCGGAUCAGUGAUCUGGUGUCCAUAUCAAGAAAUUUGGAUCACUAGAAUCGAAGCAGUGCAGAAAAAAUUUCUACGGUAUGCUUUGCGCAGUCUUUCAUGGCGCGAUCCCAGAAACCUUCCGCCAUAUGAGGAACGCUGCCGUCUGCUUAACUUGGAGACUCUUGAAAGAAGACGUGCCAACGCUCAAGCCACGUUGCUGGCUAGAUUGCUAUUAGAAGAUAUUGACAGCCCCGCUCUUCUGAGUCAACUGAGUCUGUAUGCUCCUGAACGACCCCUCAGAAUUAGGUAUUUCCUGCACCUGCAGGGACGGAAUGCAAACUACGGACUGUACGACCCUAUCCGAUUUAUGGCAAUGCGGUUCAACGAACUCUACGGUUGGUUCGAUUUCAACAUGACGCCUAAUAAUUUUCAACGAGGACUCUCUCGUAGACGAUAAAUUUGUAAUUCUUCUAUUGUAUGUAUUUACUGUCAUAUGUGUUUAUAUCAUGAAGACCACCUUGUGUCCGAUGAUUUUUUUUACAAAUAAACAAAUCGUAUAGCUAAGUGGGUCCAGAGCUGUAGCUUGCAACUGUAGCAAACUAACUGAAAUAGCCGUAGUCGAUGUUUCAUCUGAAAUAAUCAAAAUACUUCAAAAUUUACUAAAUUAUUUUAAAAAGCCAUAUCACGGUCCAUCAAGGAACACCGGAAUAACUCCGAGACCAAUUAUCAUAUUGCCACGAUCUGUAAUAUGUAAUUAUGCGAUUAGAAAUAAAUCACCGAAAAGGAAUCAUCAUUUCAAUACGUUUUGCGGAGCAAAGGUUGAUGUAUAACUUAGAGGGGCUAGCGAUGAAGACUUCAGUAAAGUGGACAGUGGGCGGAGAAAACUGAUUUAGGAGGAAACCUGGAGAAUGGUCGCCGCGUAGAGUUAGUGAAUAUGAACCAAGACGAUCGAACAAUCUUGCAAGCGGAACAAGAGCUCCUUGACUAACUUCCUGGUCAAAAAAAAAAAAAGAAAAUGCUACCACCAAUGGUGAUCUCCAAUUGUUGUACGAUUUUUCUCGUCAUCUCAUGAAUGUCAAGUUGUCUAGGAUCUAGGAUGAACGCCAAGUUGUCGCUAAAAGAGAGAACUGGCCAGUUACUGACUAACUGUACAGUUAAUUGGAUGCAUGAAAAGAAUAAAGCUACUACGGCAUCUUACUUACUAAUUAUAGAGCCUUAGAUCGCCCUAAGUAGUGCCUGCUGCUCAUGGUUCAUACGCAUCCGCCACUCUCCACUUUCCGUUUAUACUCCGCCAAAAAUAGUCCGCAACACCUUUCGUUCAAAUACGGCUAGUGCACGUAUGUCUUCCGUAAGCAAAGUUACUGUCUAAAGUCCGUAGAUGACUACCGGUCUGAUUGGCGUUUUGUACAUCGUCAGCUUUGUGUGGCGGCGUGUGCUCCUAGAUCGAAGCGUCUUGCGAAGGAAAAAGUAGGCUCGAUUUCCAGCUUGAAUACGUCGUUGGAUCUCCUUACUCGUAUUAUUGUCGGCGAUGACCAGAGAUCCCAAAUAUACGAACUCAUCAACCACUUCCAGUUCAUCACCAUCAAUAGUCACUAUCCGUAGGAGGCAAACAUUGCUUUCUCUGGAGCCUCUUCCUACCAUAUAUUUCGUUUUCAACGCAUUGAUCCGAACUCCUAGUCUCCGUUUUUAGUCUGGCGUAGAUUGCCUCCGCCGUCUCAAGGUUUUUAGUAACGAUGUCGAGGUCGUCAGCGAAGGCUAGGAGCUGGCCACUCUUGUAGAAGAUCGUUCCUCUCGUUUCGAUGCCCGCUCGCCGGAUCACAUCUUCAAUAGCGAUAUUUAAUAACAUACAGGACAAUCCAUCCCCUUGAUCUCCAGGUGGCUUUGUGGAUACUCUUGCGGGGAAAGAAAGUGCUUCUGAUCGGCAGGCCUUGGGAAGCAUCAAAGUUGAUGCAUCGCUGACCGUUAUCGUUCGUGUCGGUAUGCAGGCUAUGGGGCCCGAUCACCGGUCUAUACAUUGCUUCUCUGCCGACCUGGGCGUUCAUAUCCCUGAUGACGAUCUUGUUGUCUGGUGACCGCCACGGAUCCUCCACACCUUAUCGCCUAUGCGAUAGAUUUUCUGCAGUGCCACGAUGCCGAACUCCCGAGGUUAGCCAGAUUGUUGUAUCAACGCUGAUAUAUAUACAGGGAUUAAGAAGGCCAGGUGCACCUUGCCACAUUUGGCGCACAAAUCAGAUCACUCUACCUACCAACACUUAAAUUGUCAAUUCAAACAUGAAAUCCGGCGACGGCUGUAAGUCCCGAUGCGUAGCGACAGUAGCGACGGAGACGACACAAGAACUGCAGUUCUCCGUUAAACAAUGCCGGCCAUAUAUCAUUCGGGCUUGGUAGGGUACCACUUAGAUCUCCAGUUCAGAAUUCCACCGUUGAUGUCAUCUACGCACGAUAGAAAUAGAGAUUCUGGAACAUAUGCGGAGCCGAAUCAGACAUACCUGGAGAAGAGGAGCGAACAAUGAACUCAGGAUCUUCGACGAAACCGAAUGACCUCCGUUCAGAGAAUCGCUGUCGGGCAUGAAGUUAUUCUCCGCUUCCCUCGCCGUUUUUCAAUCCUCGGCAUUUAAUUUUUUCUCUGUUCAAUAGUAUUUUUGUCUGCAUAUUGUCGGCAUCGUAGGGCUGGCGAUGCAUGAAAAUAAAAAAAACAAGGAGGCUUGUGUUCUACCUUUAUUAACUUUUUUAACCUCAUUUAUUUUAGCCGGUAAACUAUAUUGUGUUACCAAAAACGAAUGCUUUUCCAGUGCCAAAAUCGAAAUCUCAUUCCCUAAGUAUUUGCUCUGUUGCAUAAACGAGCUGUACUAAAAAAAAUUAGAGAAAAAUUUGAAACUUCAAUAUAAAAUAUUAGUGGCAAUAACAAAAGCCGUCGUUGAUAGAUUGGGCUUUACCAGAAUCCAAUUAACUCUUUAUGCAUAAUCUUGUCCAGAAUGAUAGUUAUCAGAAACUUGCCGUUCUGUCUGCUUCCUUAUUUUCGGUCUGCAACCACGACCGCCUAGGAACCAUAUCGUUUGACGAACUAUCGCCGAGCUGCAACGGCCAAAGCACGAUAUCGAAAGCAACGCGUUAUACUUGUUUUGUUUGCUCUCUUGCAUAUCAUUCCAUUUACACGUAUGAAGAUUGUUUCACAGUAUCUGGCUCAUAUACAUCUGUCGUAUGUGUUUGGGAAGUUGAGAAAUUAUGGAGAAAUCACGGAGAAUUUACACUUUCUCACUCUUAUAAUCAAUUUUUAACGAUUAACGAUUGAAAUACUUUUCUUCCUUGCGAUUCGCAAAUUGCGAAUAAAUUGGUAACUUCUGAUCGGUUGAUGUUAAAAUCUAGUUCUAAGCGUUUAAAACCUAAUUACUUUUACAUUUUCAGAUUUUCAUUUUACACCAUUACCUUCCUUUGAGUCGUUUUUAUUACCGAAAUUUGAUUUCGAUGUUUUCAUGAAUCGAUGUUUUAAAAAAUUAUUUGCUUACCUACAUAUUUAAGGAAAGCUUAAAAACCUAUCGUCUUCGAUAGACCAAACCUCGUGUUUUUUUUGGUUUUGACCUUGAAAUGCGGUCAAACAUAUAUUAAUAUUUUUUGAAACGGUGGUUCUACAAUUGAUGAAGGGACGGUAAGGGAAAGGUAUGAAAAGUUUUUAAAAA